Molecule: messenger RNA, 579 nt
Organism: Asterias rubens (European starfish)
Lineage: Eukaryota; Metazoa; Echinodermata; Asteroidea; Forcipulatida; Asteriidae
Exons: 6
Coding region: 1-579 (192 amino acids)
Source: RefSeq, a predicted model, not a curated record
AUGGGUGUUGCGUUGCUAAGUCUGUCCAUCAUAGUCCUGAUUGCAGCUUGCUUCACUCUAGCAUCAGCUUACCAAGUCUCGCAGAGUCUCAUGCGCUUCGAAAACACGGCUUACAAUAUCCUUGACGACGUUGACGACUUUCAGGAUGAACUUUUUGAGGAUGUACGGCAAUUGUUUAAUAUCAGCACCCUGUCCGGUACUAUCAAAGACAAUUUGAAUGAUGUCAUAGAUCUGAUGUUUUCCACGUUCCACACCGGAUUGGCUGGAAUCAUGGGACCAAUGAGUAAUACACUGUCACAGUUCUCAACACUUUUCACCUCUGACCGUCUACCGGAUAUAGUCCGUGCUCCGUCACUCCAGGGUAUGUUUGAUCAGCUAGUGGAAGCCAUUUUUCAGACUAUUGCAGAUUUAAUCGACGAUGUCAAGCAGCUCUGUGUUAGAUAUAUUGGGAAUAUUCUGGGAAUCUGCAACCUCAUCCCCAGCCCGUCAACGUUUCUCGACGAUCUCUCCUUUAUAAAAAGGGGUCAGUCUGACGGAAGUGUCCGCAUCAUUGGUGGGCAUUGGUGCACUGGUUGGUGA